AAUACUGUUAACCGAUCACAGAUAAUCACCAUGAACAUUUUGGUGAUAACCUAAUUUUCCCCGGUGAGGAUCAGCAUUGUUUUAAACUAUGCUAGGCCUGCUGAUGUGUGCUGGUGAUUCAGUGAAGGGACAUGGCUGUCAUAGCUGCUCCUCCUCCAAAGUACCGUGGGUGCCAGGCUCCAUGUUGGAUCACUCACAUUGGCAGGAUUCCCAGGAUAUGGAAGAACCUGGCCUGGCCCUUAUUCAAAUGGUAUAGUGGUACUGGAGCCUCCAUGCAGGGGCCUGGGGCUGAGACCUGCUUUGGCAGCCACCCAAGGGUCCUGGCCAGCUUCUCCUCUGAUCUUGAGCAGGUCCUGAGCCUCUUUAGCCUCACUGUCCAGAUGAGUUUGCUGGAGAUGGUCAUUGGUCCCCCUAGUGGAGGGGCUGCGGGGACCGGGGACCGAGUGAGCUCAGGAGCUGCACUCACCAUGGCCAAACAACUGCAGGCCCGAAGACUCAAUGGGAUCGACCACAACCCCUGGGUGGAAUUUGUCAAACUCUCCAGUGAGCCUGGCAUUGUGAACUUGGGGCAGGGAUUCCCCGACUUCGCACCCCCAGACUUCGCUUUGGAAGCCUUUCAGCGUGCUGUCAGCGGGGACUUCAUGCUCAACCAGUACACCAAGGCAUUUGGUUACCCACCACUGACAGAGAUCCUGGCAAGUUUCUUUGGGAAGCUGCUGGGCCAGGAGGUGGACCCACACAAGAAUGUGCUGGUGACUGUGGGAGCCUAUGGUGCCCUGUUCACAUCCUUCCAGGCCCUGGUGGAUGACGGUGAUGAGGUCAUCAUCAUCGAACCCUCUUUUGACUGUUACGAGCCCAUGACAUUGAUGGCAGGGGGUCGUCCUGUGUUUGUGUCCCUGAAGCCGAGUCCCAUCCAGGAUGGGGAACUGGAUUCCAGCAGCAACUGGAAGCUGGACCCCACAGAGCUGGCCAGCAAAUUCAGCCCUCGCACCAAAGCCCUGAUCCUCAAUACACCCAACAACCCCCUAGGAAAGGUGUUCUCCAGGGAGGAGCUGGAGCUGGUGGCCAGCCUGUGCCAGCAGCACGACGUGGUGUGCAUCACUGAUGAGGUCUACCAGUGGCUGGUUUAUGACGGCCACGAGCACAUCAGCAUCGCCAGCCUCCCUGGCAUGUGGGAACGGACCCUGACCAUCGGCAGUGCUGGCAAGACCUUUAGUGCCACUGGCUGGAAGGUGGGCUGGGUCCUGGGUCCAGAUAACAUCAUGAAGCACUUGCGGACUGUACACCAGAACUCUAUCUUCCACUGCCCCACACAGGGCCAGGCUGCAGUAGCCUGGAGCUUUAAGUGGGAGCAGGUGCACUUUGGCCAACCCAAUAGCUACUUUGUGGAGCUCCCGCAGGCCAUGCAGCGCAGGCGUGACCACAUGAUCCGCAGCCUGCAGUCAGUGGGCCUGAAGCCCGUCAUCCCCCAGGGCAGCUACUUCCUCAUCACAGACAUCUCGGACUUCAAGAGAAGGAUGCCUGACUUGCCUGGCACUGCAGAUGAGCCCUACGACAGCCGCUUUGUCAAGUGGAUGAUCAAGAACAAGGGCUUGGCAUCCAUCCCUGUGUCCAUCUUCUACAGCGAGCCGCAUCGGAAGCUCUUUGACCACUAUAUCCGCUUCUGUUUUGUGAAGGAUGAAUCCACGCUCCAGGCCAUGGAUGAGAAGCUGCAGAAAUGGAAAGCUGAGCUCAAGCCCUGAUGCCACCUCCUGGGCCCGACCCUUCCAGUCCCUACACACUCUUGCCUCUUUCUAGGUCAGGGGAAGAUGGUGCCAGGAAAUCCUUCUCUGUGACACAGAGUGUUCCCAGGGAAGAGCCCCCUCCUUGGACUUGGAGAAGUCAGGUGUUCCCUUCCCACAGUGCCUAUACUCCUGUCCCCAAGGGGAGGGAAGCCUGACUAGACCUCUUCCUGCCCCUCUGUGGUCAAGUCACAGGGCCUUGGGUUGCUUCUGGUCUCCCCAGUGUGGCAGGGACUGGCAGGGCAGAGUCCCUUAGUGUGUCCAGCCUCAUGUUGCCAGCCCUGCAUGCCCCAGAUAAGGCUCAGGCAUAACCUCUGCCUGUCCUAUCUGAUCUUGACCUUGGGAAGUUGCUUUUAGUCCUGAUUCCUCAAGCCACUCAUUUCUACCCAUAAUAAAAUUUUAAGUUAUUUAAA
This is a messenger RNA of Otolemur garnettii (small-eared galago), 2194 nucleotides long. It is a transcript of the gene KYAT1, whose product is annotated as kynurenine aminotransferase 1. The transcript has 13 exons. NCBI's taxonomy places the organism in Eukaryota, Metazoa, Chordata, Mammalia, Primates, Galagidae. Gene Ontology annotation, biological process: biosynthetic process. The record is from RefSeq and is a predicted model, not a curated record. The coding region runs from base 132 to 1742 and encodes 536 amino acids. Gene Ontology annotation, molecular function: L-kynurenine:2-oxoglutarate transaminase activity; pyridoxal phosphate binding. Gene Ontology annotation, cellular component: cytoplasm; mitochondrion.